AUGGUGUUUAGUAAAACCUUAAGAAUAAUCUCAAAGUUUUUUAUGGCAGCGACAUUGCUGUUAUGGUCUCCAACACUUGCAACCGUUUCACUUGCCACAAACCAUACCGAUGAUCUUGCACUUCUGGCCAUCAAGUCGAGCAUCAUUCAUGAUCCCCAAAAUGUUCUUGACUCAUGGAAUACCUCUUUCCAUUUCUGUCAUUGGCAAGGUGUUACAUGUGGUCAUCCGCAUCGUAGAGUUACCAGAUUAGACCUUGGAUCUCGAGGUUUUGCUGGUUCCUUGUCCCCUCAGAUCGGAAACUUAAGUUUUCUCAAAGUGAUAAAUCUACGGAAUAACACCUUCAAAGGUGUAAUCCCACCUCAAUUAGGAAAUUUGUUUAGGUUAGAGCGACUAUUUCUCGACAACAAUUCUUUUGAAGGAGAAGUUCCAGCCAGUUUAUCAAACUGUACUAGGCUAGACACUCUUGUGUUGGGUUACAAUCAUCUAGUUGGGAAGUUUCCACAGCAGCUUAGUGCACUGGUCAACCUGAUGGUGUUAUUCAUUAAUUCUAAUGGAUUUACAGGAGGGUUACCAUCUUUCUUUGGAAACUUCACUUCCCUUAAAGGCUUAUCGGCCUCUAACAAUUAUCUAGGCGGAAGCAUUCCUCACACUUUAGGUCAAUUGUACAACUUGCAAGAAAUUUAUAUUGGUUUUAACCAUCUCUAUGGUACGAUCCCUCCAUCCUUAAGCAAUUUAACAUCUUUAAGAGUUCUUAGUGUAGAAAAUAAUUCAAUCAGUGGAAGUUUACCGCAAGAUAUGGGCUUACAGCUACCCAAUCUUGAGGAAUUUUAUAUAUGGGGUAACAAAUUUAUCGGAAGCAUACCAUUCUCAUUUUCUAAUUGUUCAAACUUGUUACUCCUUAACUUGGGAGACAAUGGUUUUACUGGGAAGUCUAGGGAAUUCGGAACCUGA
Messenger RNA from Erigeron canadensis, 951 nucleotides. RefSeq names its product probable LRR receptor-like serine/threonine-protein kinase At3g47570. NCBI's taxonomy places the organism in Eukaryota, Viridiplantae, Streptophyta, Magnoliopsida, Asterales, Asteraceae. The transcript has 2 exons. The coding region runs from base 1 to 951 and encodes 316 amino acids. Gene Ontology annotation, molecular function: protein binding. The record is from RefSeq and is a predicted model, not a curated record.